Racocetra fulgida is the source of this 333-nucleotide messenger RNA. The record is from the annotation of a GenBank genome assembly. Lineage: Eukaryota; Fungi; Glomeromycota; Glomeromycetes; Diversisporales; Gigasporaceae.
AUUUUAAGAGAAUUAAAACAUGCUUCUCUUGAUAAAAGUCAAAUUCAUCCUGUAGAAGUACCAAUGCUUAUUAAUACUUCUUGGGAUAAAUGUUUCUCUAAAACUCAUAAACUAUAUACUGAAGCAAAGUAUAGUGAACGAAUUAAAAUGCUUGCUUAUUCUUAUCAUUUAAGAGCACUAAUAUUAGCUUGUCCUCAUAAUCAAGAAAUAGAAAUUAAUUCUAAAAACAGAGCCAUGUGGAUUAGAAUUUAUCAUCUUUUCAAAACAGUUAAAUAUCAUAAUAUUUAUAGAACAAAGAAAUUAAAAUCUAAAACACAUAUAUUAUUUGAAUGA